CGUGCGCGUGCUUCCUCUUGUGCGGUUGUUGGUUGCUACGCGUUGCUAGGAAGUCCAGUAAGUUUCUUCAGUGAAUUGAAGGAUGUGAUCAUAUACUGUAAUACCAUGGGACUUGUUUACAUCUAAAACCAAAUCCAACAAUAGAAUGAGUGAAAAUGGAGAAAGCAUCCCAUUUAACCCCACUGAUCUCAGUUCAGGUGAACCAGCCUGCAAAGCUAAUACUGUCCUUAGGGUAGAUUCAAGUACAGACAUCAGCAACAAAGAUGAAUUGAUAGAUGUCAACAAGCCCAAUGAUGGACCCAGACUACUUCAGGAUGAACACAAGGACAUCAAGCUUAGUCCAUAUCUGCCACGGCCUCCCUCGCAGCCGAAACACAUUGGAUUGGCGAUGGGAGGUAGAAACAUGUCAUACGAGGAGAAGGUCAGAGGGAGAAGACUGAGAAACAGCCAGGAGAGUCUCACAGACCCGGGUGAGACGGGAUCUUCCACCGAUUCUCUUAAAGAAGAAAACUCAAGCAGUCCAUUGGGUUUGAAGAAUGGACAAAGUCCUUCAUCUAGACGCCCACUUGAUCUUCUGCCCAUGGAGACGACGUUCAGGAGUUGGUCUGGUAGCUUCUCAGAGAGUGACGUGUCCCCACAUGAGCUUUGUGAUUCGAAAGAACGCAUAAAACCGUCCCGAAUAGUCCUUUCUCCAUUGCAGUCCACCAGCACGUAUCCUGCUCUGAAUCACACAGUAGCCUCUGCGAGCCUAAGAACAACUAAUCGGAUUGACAAGGAUUGCUUGGAUUACAGUGCAGUGGGGAGAAGGGGACGGUCGGAGAGACUUCAUAGGAACCUGAGCGAUAGCCGGCUUUUUGAGACCAUGGUGUCGGACAAUGUCUCUGUCCACUCUAUGAGGUCCACGUAUAGUGUGCUGAACCCCAUCAGACCCAGGGAUGUGAGGAACAGGAGCUUUCUGGAGGGCAGUGUUCUGGGAAACGGUGCUUUGUUGGGAGCAGAAGAGCUGGAUCGCUAUUUCCCAGAGAGACGGCUUGGCAUCUACAUCGCCACAUGGAACAUGCAGGGACAGAAGGAGCUUCCAUACAAUCUUGAUGAUCUGUUACUUCCAACCGACACAGACUUUGUACAAGAUGUUUAUGUUAUUGGCGUUCAGGAAGGUUGUCCAGACAGGAGAGAAUGGGAGAUCCGUCUUCAGGAGACUCUUGGCCCGUAUUACGUGAUGCUGUACGCAGCUGCUCACGGUGUGCUCUACCUCACUGUUUUCGUUCGACGGGACCUCAUAUGGUUUUGUUCAGAGGUAGAACAUGCCACAGUCACCACCCGAAUUAUAUCCCAGAUCAAGACUAAAGGAGCUGUGGGUAUCGGCUUCACUUUCUUCGGGACAUCCUUCCUUUUCAUCACGUCUCAUUUUACCUCUGGAGAUUCUAAAAUAUAUGAAAGAAUCUUAGACUACAACAAGAUCAUCGAAGCUUUGGCUCUCCCUAGAAAUCUCCCUGACACCAACCCUUACCGCUCCACGACCUCCGACGUCACGACACGUUUCGAUGAAGUCUUCUGGUUCGGAGACUUUAACUUUCGCUUGAGUAAAACCAGAGGAGAGGUUGAAGCCAUGUUGAAUCAGGUUGUUGAUGCAGACAUGAGCUUGCUAUUACAACACGACCAGCUGUCUAAAGAGAUGAAAGAAGGUUCCAUUUUCAAAGGGUUUCAGGAAGCACAGAUUCACUUUACUCCUACUUACAAGUUUGACAUUGGUUGUGACGUCUACGACACUACUACAAAACAGAGGACACCCUCUUACACUGACCGAAUUCUUUAUCGAAACAGACACGCAGAUGACAUUAAGGUGGUCAAGUAUACAUCUUGCUCGGCUAUUAAGACAUCAGACCACCGCCCAGUCGUUGGCUUGUUUCAGGUCAAGCUUCGUCCUGGUCGAGAUAACAUUCCUUUGGGUGCCGGACAGUUCGACAGGGGUCUGUAUUUAGAGGGAAUCAGGAGGAGAAUCACCAGAGAGCUGAAGAAGAGAGAGGCAACCAUGAAAAACCAGAACAGCAGCACUGUUUGCACAAUAUCCUGAUCUGGGACCAGUGCACAAAAGCCACGGGUGCUUAAACUGCUCAUUUCAAAAACCAAGUUGCGUGGAAAGCUGGACUUUCAGGACAACUCGGUACUAGAAGUGUCACGCCGCUUAUCUGUCUUCGCUAAAGUACAAGCUUCGGUGCACAGUACAGGGACCCCAGAAGCAUAAUAUUGUUUAAUUAAACCGACAGGACUUUAUUAAUUUUACUGACCAGAGUAAAUGAAAAUGACCUAACACACUUGUAUUGUCCGCACUGUACAGUACAUUUACCGUAUUAUUCCGGUGUUUCUGUAUAUAUAUAUAUUUUUUGUAUAUUUAACUUCAAAGUCAAAACAGUUGUGUGUUUUGCAUUUUCAACUGAUAACUAGCACACGUUUCUUAUCAUUUACUGACACCUUAAGCACCCGAUGUACAAGGAAGCCGAUUAUUUAUUUUUUAUCGGCUGCUGGAUCCUAUUUACGAACAGUUACUUAAUAAUGUGCUAAACGGUUGUGCUCUUUAAAAGGGAACUAUACUGUAACAUUACCAGCAAAUUAAGGGAAAUUUUUUUAUUUUCUGUCAUUGAUGGGCAUAAUGUGACAACUAGUGGUUAUGAGUAUGCAGAGAAACUAAACUUGGGUUGAUUAUAUAACCGUAGGUACAUUUGGUCUUCAAAGUCAUUGUUUUCCUGCGUUUUUAAAAGGUUAUUUUUCAAACAUUUAAAUAAUUUAGUACUAAUUGUCAUGAUUUACAAGAUGUAACAGACCAUAAAAAUAUAUAUUUUCUUUAAAGUGGACAUAUAACAAGACUUUUUUAAGAUGUAAAAUAAAUGUUUGGUAGCCCCAGAAUACGUAUGUGAAGUUCUAGCUCAAAAUACCAUAUAGAUAAUUUAUUAUAACAUGUUAAAAUUUCCACUUUAGGUGUGAGCAAAAAUGUGCCGUUUUUGUCGGUGUUCUUUUAAAUGCUAAUGAGUUGAUCUCUGCACUAAAUAGCAGUUCCAUGGUUGGAUAGUGCAGAUUAGGGGCCGUAUUGUCCCCUUCUGACAUUACAAGGGGAGCCAAAUUUCAAUGACCUAUUGGUUUACCAGGUUGUUCUUUUUCACAUUUUCUAGGUUGAUACAAGCACUGGGGACCCAAUUAUAGCACUUAAACAUGGAAAAAGACGUAUUUUCAUGAUAUGUUUCCUUUAAAAGUGUUAUAUAGCUAAGAAAUAUUAUUCCUUUUUGUCCAAAUUAGUCGGUGUCAGUUACUGUCAACUCUGUUGCCAAGAUUCACGACUUCGCAUUAACGUAUAAUCAAGUAAGAAAUAAAGUACAUGGCAUGCUGUCAAAGUGAAGGGCUCAGAGCUCGCAUCUUACCCCAAACCCAUAAUACCACCACCACUCCCCUUAAUUGGGAUAGAUACCAGCAGAGAGUGAAGCGGUGGGGUGGAGGAGUGAUGCUGCAAAAAACUGUCAUGGGACAGAGGUGAGGGAACACCACCAUAUAUAGAGAUCUCUUUGCGCUGAUUGGUUGGAUUACAUGACCAUGCUCCUCCGAACUUACUUAAAUUUAUACACAGACAUGACUUUCAACACUGUUACUCUACCUUGGUAACAGAGUUGACAGUAACAGAAUUGACAGUAACAGAAUUGACACAGGAAUUCAUGAUUUUUUUUAGCUAUACAAGAAAGAAAAUUAUAUUUUUAUGGCCUGUAACAUCUUGUGAUGCAUGACAAUGAAUACCAAAUUAUUAAAAUACAAAUGCAUAAAAUAAUGACCAAAUGUAGCUGCAAUUAUACAACUUAAAGCAGGUAUGGAUCAUACUUGAGGUUAUUGCCUUAACUAAUCCCAGUGUACUUGUGCUAGUUUGAUGUCAGACGAGAUAUAUUACCAUAGCACUACAAUGGUAUUUAUAUGUGCAUGGAUCUCGAUUACGGUGGAAUACAGAGUGGCGCAUCUACAAAUGGUUCAGUUGUUUCUGUACUAAAAGUGCCUGCAAUCUUGCUUACAAUUUCAGAUACAUUCUGCUGUUUAAAACCAAAUACUAGCAUGUAUGUAUAUAUUUACAAA
Molecule: messenger RNA, 4107 nt
Organism: Paramisgurnus dabryanus
Lineage: Eukaryota; Metazoa; Chordata; Actinopteri; Cypriniformes; Cobitidae
Gene: inpp5e
Product: inositol polyphosphate-5-phosphatase E
Biological process (GO): phosphatidylinositol dephosphorylation
Cellular component (GO): axoneme; Golgi apparatus; nucleus
Molecular function (GO): phosphatidylinositol-4,5-bisphosphate 5-phosphatase activity; inositol-polyphosphate 5-phosphatase activity
Source: RefSeq, a predicted model, not a curated record